Messenger RNA from Arachis duranensis, 1708 nucleotides. Its product is annotated as probable RNA methyltransferase At5g51130. Gene Ontology annotation, biological process: snRNA modification. The transcript is spliced from 9 exons. Gene Ontology annotation, molecular function: snRNA binding; RNA methyltransferase activity; O-methyltransferase activity. Bases 427 to 1320 code for a protein of 297 amino acids. NCBI's taxonomy places the organism in Eukaryota, Viridiplantae, Streptophyta, Magnoliopsida, Fabales, Fabaceae. The record is from RefSeq and is a predicted model, not a curated record.
CCUAACUUCCCACGCCCCAUCUCCACGAAAACAAAAGAACCUCGGUCACUCUCUCGCAGAAGCACAUACACACAGAGGGAGCGGCUCUCAGCUUCAGGGUCUUACACUGUCACCUCUCUACCUCACUCGCUCGCCUCCGUCUGUGUCGUCCUUGUGUUGGCUCCCUCCUCUGCUGGCUCUGCUCUGCUCGUGCGGCCACCUCUCCUCUUCGGUGGCCUGCCCUCUGCAACGGUGGAACGCCCCCACCCGUACCUGAUUGCCGACUUUGGUUCUGCUUCUGGCCUUCUGCAGUGUAGAGCCCACGCCAGAGACGCAGUGGCCCUCUUCCGACAAGGUUGAAGGUGCGGAAUUGAAGACUGGUUCAUGAUCCAAUACGUAACUGCAACAAGUAGGGUUUGAAGAGGAGAAAGCAUUGGAUAAGAUUGAAUGGCAUAUAAUGCAAAGCUGGAAGAUGAAACCAAAAACCAGGGAGCCAAGCACAACAACAAGAAGCGGAAGCAAGUUUUCCCAUACGGCAACUACAGGAGCUACUAUGGCUAUCGAAUUGGUCAAGAUGUUGAUGAAGAUCCUCGGUUGAAAGUGUUUAGGAAGGAGUGGUUUGAAGAUAAAGAGUGUCUUGAUAUUGGUUGUAACAAUGGGAUAAUCACCAUCCAGAUUGCACAGAAAUAUGGCUGCCGGCACAUUCUCGGGAUUGACAUUGAUUCUGAUCGAGUUGAGGAUGCAUAUUGGAAUCUGAGAAAAGCUGUUAGAUUGAAAUCUACUGGAAAUAAGCGUGCAAAGCCUUCCAAAUUUGAGGACAAGGAUCAUGCAGAUAAUUCAGAGGACAAGGACCAUGCAGAUAAUUCAGAGAACAAUGCUACUGUUUCAUCAAAUGAAGAUGCAAAAGGAAUUUCGAAAGAUAUGCCGUCUUCAGAGCAAAGUGAUCUAUUUGCUAUUGUUUCAUUUAAACGUGAAAAUUUUGUUCAGAGUCGGCACCCACCAGGAAAGAAGUAUGAUACAAUUCUUUGUUUGAGUGUUACAAAAUGGAUACACCUCAAUUGGGGGGAUGAGGGCUUAAUCAAAUUAUUUGCAGAGACUUGGAAUCUGCUCCGACCAGGUGGUGUUCUUGUGUUGGAACCUCAGCCAUGGAAGUCAUAUGAAAGCAAUCGUCUUGUCUCAGAGACGACUGCUGCCAACUACCGGAGUAUUACAAUUCGUCCUGCAGAUUUCCAGGAAAUACUGCUAGAUAGGAUUGGAUUUAGAACAGUGGAACAUGUUAACUCAGGUAUGACUGAUAGCAAGACUGGUUUCAAUAGACCAAUUUUGGCUUUUCGGAAAUGACCAUGCACGAGGUCAGGUGCAGAGUAAAUGUGAAGCCCAAAGAGAAUCAACAUUUUGCAUAUUUUGAGACAUCAAAGCUUGCAUUGGGAUGCAGCUUCUGUGAAUAUAAGCGGUGAAGCUAAUUUUGAGUUAAAAGGGGGCUUUUGAAUGUAGAAAAUGAAAACAGACGUGUUUUCUGGCUGCUAGUUUCACUAUACUAUACAGUUUUUGCCGUAGAUUUGUAAGGUGCAUGGUACACUUUAAUUUGUAAUGUGCACAGUAGGAACACUCAUCUUAAUUUAGUCCAAUGUUUACAUUUUUACCUACUUUUCACUAUGUUAGCAUCAUUGGGCAAGGAUAGAUUUUGCCGGGGAGAUUCGAAAGAAGGGACAUAUUUGAUUUUCAUUCA